Molecule: messenger RNA, 818 nt
Organism: Zingiber officinale
Lineage: Eukaryota; Viridiplantae; Streptophyta; Magnoliopsida; Zingiberales; Zingiberaceae
Product: trafficking protein particle complex subunit 6b-like
Exons: 4
Coding region: 84-590 (168 amino acids)
Biological process (GO): endoplasmic reticulum to Golgi vesicle-mediated transport; regulation of GTPase activity
Cellular component (GO): trans-Golgi network; TRAPP complex; cis-Golgi network
Source: RefSeq, a predicted model, not a curated record
UUUCUUUUACAGGGAGAAACAAGAGGCGAGACAGCGUUAUUGUGGAGGGAGUAGUCGAGAGAGAGAGAGAGAGAGAGAGAGAGAUGGGAAGGGAGGUGGCGGAGAGCUGCAUCGACGGUGUAAUCAUCGAGAUGGUCUCGGCCUACGGCCGGCGGUUCUACGCCACCAAACCGGAGCUUGCCGCGCACCGAAUCGAGGCGAUUGGGUACCAGGUCGGCCAUCAGCUCAUCGAGAGGUACACUAUGGAGCGCCCUCGAUUUAACGAUCAUCUAGAGGUGAUUAAAUUCAUAUGCAAAGAUUUCUGGCAAGAGCUGUUUAAGAAGCAGAUCGAUAACUUGAAAACGAAUCACAAGGGCACUUUUGUUCUACAAGAUAACAAUUUUCGUUGGCUCACUCGCAUAUCGAUCGAUCCAUCAUCAGACAACAAUGAUGGAUCUCAGGGCUCUUCUUCUGAAGCGACAAACCUGCUUCUGUACUUCCCAUGCGGAAUUAUAAGAGGAGCCCUGUCAAAUUUGGGGAUUCCUUGUGCUGUAUCUGCUGAUUCAUCGAAUCUUCCUUUCUGUUCGUUCAUGGUACGCAUAAAAGCUUAGAGCUUCGCCUCACGCACAGCUAAGACAUGAAGGUGGUUUGAUUAUGGAUCUCGAGUUGUUUGCGAUAUUUUUUGAACAAAACGAAGUCGAGCUCUCUCACUUGUUCUACUUGUUGUGAAAGUAUUGUUACUGUCUAUGAAAAUUCUGGUUCGAUCUGUCUAUUUGCCUUGAAACAUGGCCUGGUUGACCUUAACUUUAUCGAAAGUAUUUAGAGUGGAUUUUAUAUGA